AUGGUGCCCCCGCAACGGCCUGGCAAGACAGCUCCUCGUCUUGCCGAGGACAUCAAGCUCUAUGAUCCUGCCCAUCUGCCAGGCACAGGACUCAACCUGCUAUCACAGGUGCCGCCGGUGCACCCGAAGAAAGGUGACAAAUCGACCAGCUCCAUAUCGCCGGAUGCCUGCCGACACGAAUACGUGACGAAAGAUAAUCAGACAUCGCUGCUGAGCACGGAAGAGAGGCGGAGACCCGGAGCUUCUUGCAAAGUAGCAGCCAUUUGUUCGAAAUGUCGGUGUCACUUGCAGGUGGUCGUCAACUACACCUCUGGUGGUAGCGGAUUCGCCGUCCCGAUGCCGGGGGAGCAUCUCCAUCAUUUCGUCUAUCAAUCAGGUAGACAGUCGGGACAUGAAGUGUUCAUUGAGGGGUUGGAGAGUGGGCAAGUCGAAGAGACCUAUCACUAUCAGUGCUCUCGGUUUUCUUGCGCAACAGUAGUCUCCAUUCGCAUUCUUUCUCCGCUACUCACGAAGCCGCUCGUGAGACUUUUGUGUGAUUCAUCAGUGAUUCAUGCGCGUGCAUCGGAGGCCAUUGCGGCGCAACCAGAACGACUCGAGGGAAUGGCAAUUCCAGAGCCGAUCACAGUACUGGAUAAUUUGCGCCUUUACCUGCAUAACGCGCUGCAUGUCCAAGAGCGUAGCAAGGCUAUUUCAUCAUCAAACAAACGAUUCAUGCUCUCCUUUGGAUUAGAAGGUGCCGGCUGUCGAGACGUGCUGGAGUACCUUGGAUUUGCAUAUGACGCUGAUGCUGGUAGCUGGCAGCCACCCAGCCCGAAAGUAGACAUCACACGUCCAUAUUACGACGCCGGCCGAGUCUUCAUUGAUGACAUAUUGAUUGAACUGCUCUGUUUGCUCCAUCAGCGACCAGCCGCCGAGAAGAAGGGUGUCAACAUCCCUGCCCUACCCGCCGCGGCAUAUCAAUAUCUGGCCUCUUCUCUCGAAGCUUUGACUUAUUCACGGUCACCUAGAGCCCACGAGUUCGGGAUGGCAUCCGAUUCAUUUUACGAGGAUCUUGGCGUUGUUGAGGACAUGGAUGCCCGCAGCAUUGUCAACGCUUACCAGUCUCAGGUCGCUCUUGAUCCACGAAAUGCCCCAUUGUACUUGCAGAGUCUCAAAGGAAUUGCUCUGGUUCGUCGAGGUGAAGAUUUUGAAAUUCUCAACCAGGCGAUUGAACAUGCCUAUGCCGAGGGAAAGUUUACAGACGAUGAUCUCCUUGAAGCAUGGCAUUAUUUUGGCUACCAGCCACUUCAGCAAGUACCCAAAGUUGACGACGAUGCUCUUGUUGGCAAAUUCUACGCUUAUCUGAGUUCUCUGCCGAUAGAGAAGCAGGAUUUACCACGACUGCAUUUGUGGCGGAUCGGGUUCGACCUCGGCAGUGAACGCCUCAUGGCUGUGUCUCAAGGUCAGAUCACCACGGUUGAACAAGCCUAUGAUUAUCUGGGAGCUCCGCGUGGUACACCGGAUGACUUCAUACUCACCAUGUACACUGCAAAACUCAACGAUGACCCAGCGUGCGUCGACCUCGCGAAUCGUGCCGUCCAAAUCAUCGCCUCUGCUCGAAAUUCGACCCUGCUGAAACAUUUCCUUGACACUGGCGAAGCCCUAGCCGGGGAUAUGGACAUCGGUGAAGCGUACCGACGGCUUCAAAUUCCUGACCGGACUGUUGACGAUGGUGCCAUCAUGGCGGCUUACACUAUUUGUGUCGAUGAGAACCCAGGCCAGGUCGAUACCUACAAUCGCGCUUUGACAGUCAUUGCCAAGGCUAUGGACAGUGCGGUAUUGCGCCAGAUGGCUGGCAUCUCCAACGAGCCCGAUCGUAAAUUGUCCGAUUGGCCGGUUGGGUUGCAAAAUAUCGGCAACACCUGCUACCUGAACAGUCUGCUCCAGUUCUACUUUUCCGUCCGCCCUUUCCGCGACAUGGUUUUGCACUAUGAAAACCAUCAGAUGGAUGUCAAUGAUGACGAAGGUAUCUCAAAAAAACAAGUCGGUUCUCGCAAGGUUGCAAAGAAGGAGGUAGAACGGUCUCUUAAAUUCAUGAGUGAGCUUCGUGGACUGUUCAACAGCAUGAUCACCUCCAGAACUUCAUCUGUGGCGCCGGGCCAAGAAUUAGCCCGUUUAACUCUUAUCAGCCCUGGAGGUGAAGCCGCUAUUCGUCGGCGGUCCACGAUUUCCAGAUCGCAUACCCUUGGUGAGGUUGAUGGCCGUCCAGUUCUCGGUCCUCUUGGACCUCCUCAGCCGAUCCUUGAAGAAGGGAGUGAUGCACAAAUCACCUCGGACUCAAUAACCCCAGCUCCGACCAGCUCCAACGUCAGUGAAGUUGGCAGUGAUGCAACAUUGGUCUCCGAGCCGACUGGUAGUGCAGAUGAUACGGAGAUGAAAGAUGCCAAUGUUGAGGAUGCUGUGCUCUUGCCUGCUGAGUCAGAUCAAAAGCAGAGGACAGGCGACCCAACUGAUGCUGGGGCCAAUCUGGCUGAGAUUCCAGCGCGUCCACCCCCUGUCCCCCCACGCCCUAGCCUGACUUCCGAAGAUGAUCGCCGGAAGCAAUUGAUUGAAGAGGUUGAAAUUGGUGCCCAGCAAGACGUCACGGAAGUGAUCAACAACGUUCUCUUCCAGAGCCAGUGUGCGAUCAGGCCACUGAGGAUUGAACCUGACGGUGAGCAGGGUGAUCAAAUCAAAGAUCUAUUCUAUGGCUGUACGCGAUCAUACAUUUCGACUGCUGGGGGCACUCGGUCCAAGGAAGAACGGUGGUGCGAUAUCAAGGUGGAUGUGGCUGGUGGACCGCGUGAUAUCUACGCAGCCAUUGACGGAGCCUUUGACGCCCAGAAGAUCAGUGUUGAAAAUGGCGAAGCUGAGCAAUACGGAUCAAUCACACGGAUUCCCCCGAUUCUUCAGAUCCAGGUGCAGCGCGUGCAGUUUGAUCCGGUGCAGAAACGGUCCUUCAAGUCCACAAAUCACUUGGGUCUAUAUCAGACCAUCUAUCUGGACCGUUACAUGGAUACAACGAGACAUGACAUCAUGAGUCGUCGCCGGCAGUGCUGGGCAUGGAAGAGCAAGCUCCGAGAUCUUGAGAGCCGUCGCGCGGUACUCUUGCGCAAGCAGGAAAAUGAGCCAGUCGCGAUGACAGAUCUCUUCCGUGCUACUAGGGAUGCGCUUGAAGGGAUUUCGAAAAUUCAGAGCCCCGACAAAGUGGAGAUCGAUGCUACGCUUCUUGGUGAUCUUGAUCAGAUCUGCGAGACAGUACAGAAGGAGUUGCAGACUAUCGAUCAAGAGGUCUCGCGCAUCCAGGAGCUUAUCAAGAAUCAGUUCUCUGAUCUGACUAAGCUCCCUUACCAACUUUAUGCGGUGUUUGUACACCAUGGCUCGGUCUCUUUCGGACAUUACUGGAUUUACAUUCGUGAUUUCCAGAGAAAUAUCUGGCGCAAAUACAACGACGAAUACGUGACCGAGGUCCAGAAUGAGGACGAAAUCUUUGGGAACACCGAUACUGACAAUCCGCCCACGCCCUACUUCCUCGUCUACAUCAGGGAUUCCAUGGAGAAUCGCCUCGUGGACCCAGUUUGGCGGGACAUUGACGAGCAAGAGCCAUUUCAAAGUGAGGUGUUUUUUGACGGGGUCAUGCCCAUGGAAGAUGUGCAAUCUCCAGGGCACAACAUUGACCACACCCUUUCGGACCCCCCAAGCUACGAAGGGGAGCCCAUGCAAGAGACGAUCGCCGAGGUUGACGGAGACAGCAAGUGA
Messenger RNA from Penicillium diatomitis, 3777 nucleotides. RefSeq names its product ubiquitin-specific protease UBP2. Lineage: Eukaryota; Fungi; Ascomycota; Eurotiomycetes; Eurotiales; Aspergillaceae. Gene Ontology annotation, biological process: proteasome-mediated ubiquitin-dependent protein catabolic process; protein deubiquitination; regulation of proteasomal protein catabolic process. The record is from RefSeq and is a predicted model, not a curated record. Gene Ontology annotation, molecular function: cysteine-type deubiquitinase activity; proteasome binding. The transcript is spliced from 9 exons. The coding region runs from base 1 to 3777 and encodes 1258 amino acids.